Molecule: messenger RNA, 1408 nt
Organism: Rhododendron vialii
Lineage: Eukaryota; Viridiplantae; Streptophyta; Magnoliopsida; Ericales; Ericaceae
Product: KH domain-containing protein At4g26480-like
Exons: 7
Coding region: 97-1059 (320 amino acids)
Biological process (GO): regulation of mRNA splicing, via spliceosome
Cellular component (GO): nucleus
Molecular function (GO): mRNA binding
Source: RefSeq, a predicted model, not a curated record
UUCACGGCGCGAGUUUUACAUGCACACGUAACUAUCAACAACAAUUACGCAAAGCUUGCGUCCUUCUGUUCUGUUCAGACCUUUCAAUAAAUACGAAUGCUUCUAACCACUGCCGCUAAUUCCAGAGAGAGAGAGAGAGAGAGAGGAGAGUUGGUGGGCAAUCUGGCGCCGAUCUCGCCGGAAAACAUGUCUUCCGGCAGGUACAUGGCCUACUCUCCCUCUCCCUCCGCCCCUCCCUCUCCUCACAUCGGCGGCCUCCGCUCCUCCGCCACCGCCCUCGUCGAGCACGAGAAGUAUCUCUCUGAGUUACUUGCGGAGCGUAACAAGCUUAAUCCAUUUAUGUCCGUGAUUCCUCAGUGUUGUCGGUUGUUGAAUCAGGAAAUUUUGCGUGUAACCACACUAUUGGGGAAUGCAUCAAUUUUAGAUCAAAGUGGGCUUGAACAUGCUAGCCCCCUGGCGUCAGGAGGAAUAUUUUCCAAUGGAGGAUCCAAUGUGAACAGAUGGGCAUCACCGUUUCAAUCAGAAAUGUCAGGUUUAUCGCAGCUCUCAUCUGCUCAAAACUGGCUUGGUUCUCAAGGUAGCUCAUCUGGUCUUAUAGUGAAGAGAACAAUGAGGGUGGAUAUCCCAGUUGACCAAUUUCCUAAUUACAAUUUUGUUGGGCGCCUCCUUGGUCCUAGAGGAAAUUCUCUCAAGAGAGUGGAGGCUAGUACCGAGUGUCGUGUUCUUAUCAGAGGACGCGGCAGCAUCAAGGAUCCUGUUAAGGAAGAGAUGAUGCGGGGAAAACCUGGGUAUGAGCAUCUGAAUGAACCUCUCCACAUACUUGUUGAGGCAGAAUUGCCAGUUGAAAUAGUUGAUGCUCGUUUAAUGCAAGCACGUGAAAUACUUGGAGAUCUGCUCAAGCCUGUGCAGGACGAAGCUCAUGAUUUCUACAAGAAACAGCAGCUUCGAGAGCUUGCAUUGAUCAAUGGUACACUUCGUGAUGAAGGUUCUCAGAUGUCUGGUUCCGUAUCCCCCUUCCACAACAGUCUCGGUAUGAAGAGGGCUAAAACUGGGGGGUGAUGAGUUCCGGUUUGCUUUCAAAGCUUGAGUCUUAGUCUCUUCCAUUCAACAGCAGUUCCCAUACUAAGGUAUUGCUGGGUCCUCCAAUGCCUCCGACUACCAUCGGGGCAAUGGCACUGCUUUGUAACGGAUGAUAUUAUGGCGUGUGUUUGUGCGUGUAUCUUCUAUGAAGGUUUCGUGGUGGUAUAGUAUGAAAGGACCAUGGGUGUGUAGGGGUUUGCUUUUGGCAGUUUGUGAGAUCAUUGUCUCUCUCCAAAGCUGUCUUUCUAACAUCGGUAUUUUUAUUGUGAACUUGUGACGACAAUUUUGGUAAGUUGGAUGUUUAUAUGUGCGAACUGUAGUUUGUGUA